GGGGAGUAGAAGCGGCGAGUGAAGCGAGGGAAAAAAAGGGUCGCUGUUCUUUCUCGUCUCCGACCUCUCCCGAUCACGAGAGGGGAGCGAGGGGAAUCGCUCGGCUUUCAGUAGCAAAGAUUCCUCUAGUUUUUCGAAGUAGCAGAAAGCAUCAUCUCGAGGAGGAGGAGGAGGAGGAGGAAGAGGAAGAGGAAGCAGUGAAGGUGGGGGAUAUAGGAUGUUCAAGUUGCAUCGCCACAGGUCUGAACGAUUCGGGGAGAAAGUCGAGUUUAAGCUCUCCAAUCUGCAGGCUACCAAGGUUCCUAAAGUAUGGGACAGACUUUUUCUUUCUAUUGUAUCGGUGGAGACUGGAAAAACAAUUAGUAAAACUAGCAAAGCUACAGUGAGAAAUGGGAACUGUCAGUGGACUGAUGCAGAGUCCAUAUGGGUGUCCCAAGAUAAUACAUCAAAAGAGCUUGAAGAAAGCCAUUUUAAGAUUGUUGUUUCACCGGCUUCUGCUAGAUCUGUGAUCAUUGGUGAGGUUACCUUAAAUCUAGCAGAUUAUAUAAGUGCAGGUGAUGCUGCCCCUGUCUUCCUUCCUUUGAAGAAUUGUGAUUCUGGGACAACUUUACAAGUCAAGGUUCAGUGUUUUUCCCCAAAAUCAAAAUUCAGAGUUGGGAAAUCUUUUAAAAAAGCUUCUCAUGUUGAAGAUCAGAAUAAUAACGAUGAGCUGGAUGGCAAGUCUGAUGGUUCUUCAAACAAUCAGUUGAGCAACACCUACCCAGACGAAUAUGGAAAUAGGGACACAAGCUUCUCGGCAUCAGGCUCACACCGUAGUUCUGAUUCAGUUGAUAGCUUGGGCAGGACAUACUUUUCUCCCAAAAAAAGCUCAAAUGGGGUGCAGUACAUUGGAAGACAAGAUUCAUCUGGCUGCCAAAAUGCAAAUUAUGGCACAGUUCGUGCAGACGAACAUCUAAGAUCAUAUCAAUCUUCUUUCAACUCUAGGACCUCAGGCUCCUCGGUUCAUACUAAUCAAUGGGAAGAUACCGCUGCACAAGCUUCUGGAAGUGGAGUGAGGAUGCCUUCAUUAAGGCCGUCUGAUUCUUCAAAGGAUCUUCUUGAAGCUGCUGAAGAGAUAGAGGAACUCCGUGAUGAGGUUAAGAUGUGGGAAAGGCAUUCUCGGCAACUGAAACUUGAUAUUCAGAGUUUAAAGAAAGAAAUUUCUGAAAAAUCUAAGAAUGAGGCAAAGCUGGAUGAACAGAUUUUUGCUGCAAACACAGAACAUGACUCUUUAAAGCUUGAAGUUGAGCAACUAAAAGCAGCAUUAGAGGAGUCACUAUCUGAACAAAGAGAUAGUGUGCAAAAGGAACUGGAGGAGGAGUUGAAGUUUCAGAAAGAAUCCAAUGGCAACUUAGCUCGACAGUUGAAACAAACCCAAGAAUCAAAUAUUGAGCUUGUCACAAUACUUCAAGAACUGGAAGGGAUCACAGAGAAGCAGAGACUGGAGAUAGCUAACCUUUCGCAACGGAGCAGUCCAAAUGGACAAGAGGUAGAAGAUAGGAAUUGUAAGUCUUUGGAUGAGCAAAUGCUAUCUAGUAGAAGUAGUUCUGGUCUAGAAAGGGAAGUUGAGUCUCUCAGAAACAAAGUACAGGAAUUGGAGAGGGAUUGUGCUGAGCUAACAGCAGAAAAUCUUGAUUUGUUAUACAAGUUAAAGAAGUUAAGCAAGGAUGCUGAAAAAGGAGGUCCAUCCCAUGAUUUUAUGUCUGAAAGGUCUCAUUAUCAAAUUUCAACUAACAAGUGUGAAUAUGAAAUUGUCUUCCUUAAAUCUCGAAUCUGUGAACUUGAGGAUGAGCUUAAAAGGAAAGAAGUGACAACUGCAACUUUGUCAACUAAAUUCGAGGACCUUGAAAAAGCUUCUGCUGAUCUUGCAAUAGAACUGCAGCAUUAUAAGGAUGAAACGAGUGGCCUUGAGGCAAAGCUCCGCGAAAUGCACAAGGAAAUUAGGGAGAAAAACUUGGAACUGCCCAAUAUGCAUCAAAAACUUAAACUAGAUCUCGAAAAUGACUUGGAAGGUUUUGAUGCUGUUUCUAUGAGAGUGUCAGACAAAGUUGAGCCAUUCAGCUUGUCAGAUAUGCACGAUGUUACCGAGGAUAAUUAUGUUGCAGAUAAUGAUUAUGCUGGUGAUCGUAAUGUUUCCCCUGUGAGCACAGGUCUUCUCAGUCAGAAGAAGAGUCGUCAUGUAGUGGAUGAUAUUUCUAGAAGUUUUUAUGAGUUUGAGCAACUUAUUUCCAGCCUUCAUAAAGAGAAACGUCAACUGGAGGAAGAUUUGGCAUCUCAAAGAAAACAAAAUGAUGAAAUGUCUAAAAUUUUGGAAGAUGUGCAGAAUGAUUUAAAAGAGAUUACUGGUAGCAUGGAAUUUCAUGUUUCUGCUAAUAAGAAACUUGAGAAAAAAACAACGGGACUUGAAAGUUGCAAAAAAGAACUAGAGUUGCAAAUCUCUGAGUUUGAACAAGAAAAUAUCAAUUUGUCUGAACGUGUAUCUGGCUUAGAAGCCCAACUAAGAUAUAUAACAAAUGAUAAAGAAUCCAAAAGAUUGGAACUAGAAGAUACCCGAUCACUUCUAGCAGAUUUGAAGUAUGAAGUUGAAAAACAUAAGGGUGAAAAUGAAGUGCAGAAAUCAGAACUUAAAGAAAAACUACUGAAGACACAAAAGCAGUUAUCAGAAGCACUAGAAGAGUCGGAUGUUUUGAGGAGAUCAAAUUCAAAACUGCAAGCAACAAUUGAGAGUCUCAAUGAAGACUGCACCUCUCUUCAGAAACUAACAGGAGACCUGAAGCGACAGAAAGUGGAGUUGCAUGAGCAUGUUACACAGCUUGAAGUUGAAUUGCAUGAAACAAGAAACAAGAAUCUUGAUUUUCAUGAGCAAGUUGAUAUUUUAGAAUUGAAACUUUCUUCGCUACAAAAGGAAAUUGUAUCUAAGGAGAAGUUGCUGCUUUCACAACUUGAGCAAAAUUUUCAAGAUGUCAAGGAACAUGAAGAAAGAAUAGGGAAGGCACAUAUUCUGUUGAAUAAGAUUGAAAAAGAGAAAACGGUUGAAGUUAAGAACUUCGAGAAAGAGAUAGCUGACCUUACUGCACAAAUGACAUCAAGUCAGGAUGAAAAAGCAAAACUAGCACUAGCUGCAGUUCAUGAAGCUUCAGUUCUGCGAUCAGAUAAGUCUAAGCUUGAAUGUAACCUGCAGGAAAUGAGUUCAAAAGCUAAGAUGUAUGAGGGUGAUUUACAAAAACUGCAGAAAGAGUCUAAGGAUAAGAUUCAAGGGUUAGUCGAUUUGCAUAAUGCUUCCAAACAGAGCGAGGAAAUGUUAAUGGCUGAUAUUGAGCAUAUGAAACGAGUGAUGGAGGGUGUCAAAUCUAGUGAAGAGAAACAUAGGAAAAUGGUGAGUGCUUUAGAGUUGAAGCAUAAAGCUUCAGACUAUGAAAAACAAGAAUUAGUGGAAGAAAUUUCUUGGUUAAAAGUUCAGUUGCAGAAAUUCUCUCAUCUUCAAAAUACAAUGUUGGACCUUAAAAACUCUCUUGAUGAAACAAAUUGUGAAAAGCAAAAACUAGAAGAGAUAUUGAAGUCAUUAUCAGAAGAACAUGAAAAUUUGAUGUCAGAGAAAUCUUCUUUGACUGAAAAGCUUUCCAACAUGCAGAGGGCUUUAUGUGAUGCUGAAGAUGAUAGGUGCAGUAGGAUAGCCUUGCAAGAAAAACUUUUGAGGAUGGAAAAUGACCUAUCAGUAAAAGAAGCAUCAUGUGCAUUUGAAGUGGAAUUGAAGAAUGAACUUAAUCGAGUAAAGCGAACAAACAGUGAGUAUCAAAGAAAGCUUCAAAAUCUUGAGCAGGAGAAUGUUGAUUUGAUGAAGAAAGUGCAAUCCAUGGAGACUAAAAUGUUGAGAAGAUUGUCUCAGGAUCAAGAAAUGAAUAGCCAGGAGAAAAAGGUUUCAAAUUUCCAUAUUGAAGAUUCAUGCAUCAGCAAUGAAGUUGAUCAUCACUCAGAUACCCUUUCACUUGGGUCAGGACAAACUGAGUUUUUGGAGAGAAAUAACAUGUACAAAGAGGAAUUUGGAAGAGUCAUCUCUCAGAAUCAGUCUAAUGACAUUGAAGCUCUCAAGAAGGUCAUCAACGACAACUCAGAAACAAUCUCUUCGUUAGAAUUGGAGCUAAGAGACAUGAAAGAGCGGUACCUUCAUAUGAGCCUCCAGUAUGCGGAAGUCGAGGCUCAGCGUGGGCAACUGGUAAUGCAGCUCAAAUCUGUGAAAAAGGAGAAAAGUUGGUUUUCAUGAACUCUGCUCAUAUGACCUCUUCUUCCCCUCUUUGCUGUGGCACUUAUUUUUUUUGAUUGCCAUAUUUGGUCGUGAGGUAAAAAAAUAUAUAUAGAACAUGCUGCUGUAAAUCCAUGCUUGUAGAUUUCAUGAGUGGCUGUCUUGCUAAAUAAUCUUAAGUGAAUCUUAUUGAAUCCAAAAUGUAUAUAUUCAGAUGGUAUAAUGUUAUAAAUUGACCAUCACUCACUCCCAAGUAAACAUGUGUUUCUAUUUC
Molecule: messenger RNA, 4553 nt
Organism: Zingiber officinale
Lineage: Eukaryota; Viridiplantae; Streptophyta; Magnoliopsida; Zingiberales; Zingiberaceae
Product: cingulin-like
Exons: 8
Coding region: 218-4300 (1360 amino acids)
Source: RefSeq, a predicted model, not a curated record